GACGGGUUUCUUGGUGUCGCUCUCGCGCUGUUCGCUCUUGCAGCGGAGGGACCGUUCUGUGUGUGCCGCUUAGUCAUGCAUCCGAGGCUGGCAGGCAAAAGAGACAAACAUGGGCGGUUCCGCGCUAGGCCGGAUCCAGCCCAGCGCCACAGUCACGCCGUUCCCCACCCUGGCCUGACUGUCGGACAUGAAGCUCCCAGUCAAGCGUUCCUGCAUGUCCCUGUCCGCCCUGGAGCCAUGCGCUGUCCCCAGUGCUCUCGCACGCCCUCUGCUGCUGCGCCCGUUGCUCAGCACCCGUGUCGCAGCGCAUAUCAUUUGCUGUCCGAGCUCCAGCUUCCUGGCCAUGCCCCACCUAUCAUCGUCCUAGGCGCCGCAACUCACAACGCUCUAUCUGGACUGCUCGUCCAAUUCCAUCCUGGACUGCCCGAUCUCGCCGAUAGCGCUAGCGAUAUCAGGACUUCAAAGCCUGUUCCCCUCAUCGCUUACUUGAACCUGGACAACAUGUCGCUGUCUUCGGAGCAGCUCACCUCCUUCACCAAGGUCAUUGAUUCGAUCUUGGCUGCCAGCGAUCUUACUACCAUAUCGUCGAAACGAAUCCGCCAGGGCCUACAGCAGACUGUGGACUAUGACCUCAAUGACUUCAAGGAUGGAGUGAAGGAGCUCAUCAUGGAGCGGUUUGAUAUUUUCGCAAAUACAAAAGAUGACGAAUCGUCAACCACUUCAGAACAUGUCAUCCCGUCUACCGAGAAAUCCAACGGCCAUAGCACCAACGGUGCAAAAGCUGCCAAUAAUGCAUCGCCUACUCCCUCUUCGACGCCCAGCAGGAAGAGUUCGGCUAAAAGCGAAGACCUAGAGGAGCCCAAGCCCCAGAAACGGCGGACUGGCCCCGAUGUCGAUGAGGACGCUGUUUUUGCGGCAAAACUGCAGGCUGAAGAGAACAAACGCGCUCGGCCGACCCGGGGUGGUGCCACUCGCAAGGCUGCGCCAGCAAAGAAAAAGUCCAAGUCGAAGACUGCCAAGAGGGUAAGGGCAGAAGAUGACUCAGAUCUCGACUCCGGUUCAGAGCCUGACCGGAAAAAAGCAGUCAAUCGUUCUGGUGGUUUCCAUAAACCGCUUAACUUGUCCGGGCCUCUUUCCGAGCUUUUGGGUGGCGAAAUUCAGCUGUCGCGACCACAAACUGUUAAGCGGAUCUGGGAGUACAUCAAAUCGAACGAGCUGCAAGAUCCUACAGAUCGCCGGCAGAUCAGGUGUGACGAUCCCAUGCGACGAGUGUUCAAGCAGGACCGCGUCCACAUGUUCACCAUGACCAAGAUUCUAAACCAAAACCUGUACGACCCGGGCCGCAACGAGGGCCAUUCUAGAGGCGGGCGAGGACGUGGAGGAGGAGGGGGAGGAGGAGCAGGUCGAGGAGGUCGAGGACGCAGAGCACAGGCACCAACGUCCGACGGCGGGGGAGGCGGACAACCACCAGACCGCGACGAUAAGACUGAACCUGGCACCUCCGGUGAUCGCCCGGUCGGAGAUGCCACAAAGACAACAGAGGGCGAAGGCGAAGGCCAAGGCAAGCAAUUGGUUGCUCCGGCCACGGACGAGCCCGACGACGGCGAGGUGUGCUUUAUCUGCGCCUCCAAAGUCGAGCACACGUCUGUUGCGCCGUGUAACCACAGGACUUGCCAUAUCUGUGCGUUGAGGCUGCGGGCAUUGUACAAGACCAAAGCGUGUGCACACUGCCGGUCCGAGUCGCCAUUUGUAAUCUUCACGGACGAUCCGGCAAAACGUUUCGAGGACUUUGCAACUGCAGACCUAGUCCGGACCGACGACAACCUAGGGAUCAAGUACGAAAAGGAUGAAAUAUUCGAGGACACGGUGAUCUUGCUGAGGUACAAUUGCCCGGACCGCGAUUGCGAUACUGCCUGCUUUGGAUGGCCGGAUCUGCACCGUCAUGUCAAGAGCAAACACGGCAAGUCGAUGUGUGACCUCUGCACGAGGAACAAAAAGGUGUUUACCCAUGAGCAUGAAUUGUUCACCAUCGCGCAGCUUCGGAAACACGAGAAAUUCGGCGACGAUAACCCCGGUGCCAUUGACCAAAGCGGGUUCAAGGGACACCCCGAAUGUGAAUUUUGCCAUCAACGCUUCUAUGGAGACGACGAGCUGUACGCACACUGCCGAGACAAGCAUGAACGAUGCCAUAUCUGCGACCGACAGGCGACCAACCGCCGGCAGCAGUAUUUUAUCAACUACGACGCUCUAGAGGAACAUUUCCAAAAGGACCACUUUCUGUGCUUGGACAACGAAUGCCUGGAGAAGAAGUUUGUUGUCUUUGAGACCCAGAUGGAUCUCAAAGGCCACCAGCUGGAAUCUCAUCCCAAUGGGUUAUCCAAGGAUGCUCGGAGAGAUGCCCGUUUGGUAGACAUGUCCACCUUCGACUACCGAUCUCCGUACCAGCCACAACGACAACCACGCAGAGAAGGUCGUGGCGCCGGCAGAGGCCGUGAUCCCAACGCCGAUGCUCUGCCUGUCUCGAGUGCCCAACCCAUGCGAAGAGACGAGCUAGCAUACCAAAGGCAGAUGGCAGUCCAAACGGCACAGUCGGUAUCAACCCGCAGCUUUGGCGGACAGCUCACUCCUCGAGAACCGCCGCCUGUCCGGAAUGUUGCAGCAGCAGGGCCAACGCCUGCCCAAGCAGCUACCGCUGCAGCAAAUACUAGUGCUACUGCUACGAAUAUUCGUUCUCGCGCUCCAGCCGCCCCAGCCGCGCCAACCUCGGCCAUGGAAAACCUCACUCUAGCCAGAGACUCCAACGCAUCUCUCUCACCGCAAGACCAGGCCCGUCGACUGCGACAUGCAGCCGUGGUCGAACGAGCGUCCAACCUUCUUCAAAACGACGCAUCCAAAACCUCUGAAUUCCGCACCAAAGUAUCCAACUACCGGACAUCUCUCAUCUCCGCCACCGAACUCAUCGAUGCGUUUUUCUCUCUGUUCGACACCCCAAGCUCAGAACUCGGCAAACUGAUCAAAGAACUCGCCGACAUCUACGAAGACGACCAGAAAAAGAACGCCCUGCUCAAGGCCUGGAACGACUGGCGCGCCAUCAACGAAGACUACCCUGCCCUCCCAGGACCAAGUGGUAUCCUACCAGGCAUGUCCUCCAGCUCCACCGGCUCCGGCGGCAAACGCGUUCUUCGCCUAAAGUCAUCUACAGCGCAGUCCUCGCGUUCUGCAGUUGGCCGCGCCGGCAGUCUUUCUUCCACUUCUUCCAGCAACCCUUUCCCACCCCUAUCCGCCUCGACAAACACCACAGCUGCCUCUACCACCAACAGUAGUCGCUCCUCUUCUGCCAAUAUACCCACAUGGACCAGCACCCCAGCGACCCGUCCAACAGUCACAACAACGUCAUCAUACUCCCGCCCCGCCCCGCGCCCUCAAUCAGGCCCUCUCCCACGCACAACCGACCGAAACGCAUUCCCGGCGCUGCCCGCUGCUCCCAAACCAAAUACCCUAAUGGCAGGUCUCACGCGCGGCACGGUGCGUUGGGAUGAUACCAAUCGUCGCGGCCCUGCGCCGGCUGCUUGGAACAAUGGCAAUAGUGCCGCGUCUACGCCUGGCGAGGAGUUUGAUGAGUUUGGCUCUUCUUCUGCUGGAGGGAAAAAGGGGAAAGGGAAGAAAGGGAAACAGGUGUUGUUUCAAUUUGGUUAG
Molecule: messenger RNA, 3696 nt
Organism: Talaromyces rugulosus
Lineage: Eukaryota; Fungi; Ascomycota; Eurotiomycetes; Eurotiales; Trichocomaceae
Exons: 9
Biological process (GO): protein ubiquitination; rescue of stalled cytosolic ribosome
Molecular function (GO): ribosome binding; ubiquitin protein ligase activity
Source: RefSeq, a predicted model, not a curated record